AUGAACACUCAGGAUGGUCCCCGGACUGAGGAGGAAUACGCUCAAGCACAAAUUACUCUCCGUGCCAUUGUUACGUCCAAGGAAGCCGGCGUCAUCAUCGGCAAAGCGGGCCAGAACGUUGCCGAGCUGAGGGACAAAACUGGCGUACGUGCCGGCGUCAGCAAGGUUGUGCCUGGUGUCCAUGACCGCGUGCUAACAGUCACCGGACCUUUGACCGGCAUCUCGGAGGCGUACGGGCUCGUAGCGGAUGGGUUGGUGAAGGGUGCACCGCAGAUGGGUAUGGGUGGCGUAGUUGCGAACCCGAACACACAUCCAAUUCGGCUACUUAUCUCACACAAUCAGAUGGGUACUAUAAUCGGUCGCCAAGGCCUCAAAAUCAAGCAGAUCCAGGACGCUUCCGGUGUGCGGAUGGUGGCACAAAAGGAGAUGCUGCCGCAAUCGACCGAACGCAUUGUCGAAAUCCAAGGUACGCCCGACGGCGUGCAGAAGGCCGUAUGGGAGAUCGGCAAGUGCUUGAUCGAUGAUCAGGAACGAGGGUAUGGGACGGUGCUGUACAGUCCUGCGGUUCGCGUUCAAGGUGCUGCACCCACUCCAGCGAUGAACGGAACGGGCUACGGUGCGCCACGAGGCUACAAUCGUACCGGUAACGGCGCGGACUUCACCGGCAGCGGGGCACCAUACCAACGCCGCAGCACUGGGCCAUCAGAUACUGGUCCGCCACCGGCCGUCGAAGAUGGAGAGGACAUCCAAACACAGAACAUCUCAAUCCCAGCGGAUAUGGUGGGCUGCAUCAUUGGGCGUGGUGGGAGCAAGAUCUCCGAAAUCCGCAAGAGCUCCGGUGCGCGCAUCAGCAUUGCCAAGGCUCCACAUGACGACACUGGCGAGCGCAUGUUCACGAUCACGGGAGGCCAGACUGCCAACGAAAAGGCGCUGUACCUGCUCUACGAGAACCUCGAAGCGGAGAAGAUGCGACGCAGCAACAUCCCGGAAGCCGCGGCUUAG
This is a messenger RNA of Baudoinia panamericana UAMH 10762, 1002 nucleotides long. RefSeq lists its product as uncharacterized. The transcript is spliced from 2 exons. The coding region runs from base 1 to 1002 and encodes 333 amino acids. Gene Ontology annotation, biological process: 3'-UTR-mediated mRNA stabilization. Lineage: Eukaryota; Fungi; Ascomycota; Dothideomycetes; Mycosphaerellales; Teratosphaeriaceae. The record is from RefSeq and is a predicted model, not a curated record. Gene Ontology annotation, molecular function: mRNA 3'-UTR AU-rich region binding. Gene Ontology annotation, cellular component: cytoplasm; nucleus.